AUGCCGUUCGUCCAAGCAAACAGCCACCGUCUCCACUAUGCCGACUCCCACCCCGAUGGCCCUCCGACCCCAAACGGCCUGAACUUCAUCUUCGUCCACGGCCUGGGCUCCUCUCAGAACUACUACUACCCAGUAAUCCCAAAUCUUACAAAACGCCACCGCUGUAUCACAAUCGAUACAUACGGCUCCGCCCGCUCCCCGUACACCAAUGACCCAGUCACGCUUCCCGGCAUCGCAGAAGAUGUCGUCGGCGUGAUGGACGCACUGCAUGUCCAGAAGGCCGUCGUAGUCGGCCAUUCAAUGGGCGGGAUUGUAGCGACAGAGCUAGGCGCGCGGUGUCCGGACCGUAUACAGGGCGUUGUGGCCAUUGGACCGACGCACCCGACGGAUACGUUGGUGACGCUCAUGAACAAGAGAUCGGAGACCGUUCUUGAGUCUGGAAUCGAGCCAAUGGCAAAUACCAUCCCCUUUGGAGCUGUCGGCUCGCGCAGCACCCCGCUUCAAAGGGCUUUUAUCCGGGAGUUAAUCUUGGGACAGGACCCUAAGGGCUAUGCCGCGCUGUGCCGCGCUAUUGCUACCGCGGAGCCGGCAAACUAUGCUGCUGUCAAGGCGCCUUUCCUGCUUAUUGCAGGCGACGAGGACAAAUCUGCUUCCAUGGAAGGGUGCCAGCAUAUAUUUCAUCAUGUCUCGAGUGAGAAGAAGUGCCUCGACGUUCUGAAGGGAGUUGGGCAUUGGCAUUGUAUUGAGGCUGCUGAUGAGGUGGGUGGAUUAAUUGCUAAGUUCGCGGAUGUUGUGAACGCUCGGAAUCCUGAAAGAGUCUUUAUUUAG
Messenger RNA from Penicillium egyptiacum, 828 nucleotides. NCBI's taxonomy places the organism in Eukaryota, Fungi, Ascomycota, Eurotiomycetes, Eurotiales, Aspergillaceae. The record is from the annotation of a GenBank genome assembly.